GUAAGACUAUUAAACUAGACAUUAGAGCACUCUGGAUCAACAUAAUAUACUACUUUUUCGUGAUAACACGGUAACCAACAUAUUAAGAACCAAUCGAAUGUACUUAUACGUAAUGUAUAAAUUUGAAAUAUUGUUGUAAAUGAACAGUAACUCAGAAUUAUAUUUUUUGACAAUUAUCACAUUUUUUUUUUAUAUUAAAAGUGAUUUUAUUAGUAAUCUUAUGUGUUACUAUAUGAAUAAUUAAUUGAUAAUAAAAGUUUACAAAAACUAAUGGUUACGAAUGAUCUUUGUAAUAGACUCAGUGUUUUGUAUAAUUUUUUAUGAUACUUCAAUUUAUCUUAUGUUUACCUAUGAUAAGGGAAUAUCAAAUAUUAUUAAUUUACUGAUUUUAAUGAGAUUUGUAAAUAUGGGCAAUCCAAUGAAUAACUUCGAUUGGGCACACAGAUUGCAAUGCCCUCCGACUGCAUGUACAGAUCCUAUAAAGAAAACAUUAUGUAAAGGAAUAUUAGAAUUAUUAUGGUCUGAAAUAGGUAAUGCAACAUUUACCAGUAAGGAUGUAAGAGAAAUAAGAAAAAAUAUAUUAUUGUACAAAUUAAGACAUAAAAAAAAAGAUGCUACUAUCGAAUGCAUACAAGACAUUUCAUAUUUAAAAGCAGAAAGAAAUAGGCUUAAGAUUGUUUCUUCGUCGUUGAAAGAAGAAUACGAGCAACAAGAUUUGUUGGUUCGUCAAAGAGUGAAACAUUUGAAAAAUAUUAAAUCAAAGUAUUCAUUGGCAAAAAUUAAAAAAACAUUAUUGAAAAUAAAACAUAGCGAAGUAUGUACUCAACUCAAUGAUGGUAAAAAUAUGAGACUUAUAUGCCAAAAUUUAAUGCCGCAAACAUCAGAAGAAUUAGAUCAAAAUAUGUUAAAGGAAAGCUUAGAUAUAGUAACUACACUUUGUUUUGGCGCAACCAAAAGAGAGGUGAAAAGUAAGAUAUCAAAUUUACUUGGUCAUAUUAAAGUCUCUACGUUAUGGGCUCAAUUAUAUCAAGGACUGUGCCAAGAUGUAGAAAAUUUAUUGAAAUUGAGAACUUUAAUUACUCCAGAAAAUAUGGACGAUCCUGAAACAGAAGAUACAGAUAAAAAUGGAGAAGAUAUUGAUAUUGGUAUUGCCAAAUUAUGUGGAAAAAAUAUUUACACAAUUUCAAGAAAAUUAUUUUUUGAUAUAAAAGCAAAAAAAUGUGAAGAUGAUGUUAUGAAAUAUAUUACAAAUAUCGAGACAAGUACUGAAAAUCAUAUUGAUCUCAGCGAGUGGUUAACUUUGGCAUUAGAAGUGAAAAAAUUGGAAACAGAGGAAAGAGUAUUGCAAAAUGAAAUUAAAAUGAUCCAAUCGGAGUACAACGAUAUUAAUUUACCAACAUUAGAACUUCAAAAAUUAUUAUCGGAGAUUCAUACGAUUGACUCGGAAAUAGAAAAAUGUGUUGAAAAUAUACAACGAUCGUUACAACUGUUAAAAUCUGCUGAGUGCAUCAUAACAAGAAUAAAAAAUAAUGUGCAAACUGAAUGUAUGAAUCUUCUAGCUCUACGAGUUAAUAAUAGUAACUUCGAAUGGUUAAAUAAGGAUUUAACGACUGAAUUGCAUAUAUUUUAUGAUGUCUUAGAUAUCAGAGCAUUAAAAAAAAUAAUACUCCAUGGAGAUAUUCAAUCCUUUAGACAUGAAUCAUGCUGCUUAAAGGAAGCGUCUGUUUUAAUGAAAAAUUUAAAUGUUCCAAAUAUUAUGCCAUACUUCCCAAUGAUAAGAGCACCAAUAUAUUAUCUGAUAGAUUACUAUAAAAAUCUAAUUACAAAUAAUGCUUAUAAAAAUGCCUUGACUCCAUUAACAGAUGAAGACAAUGAUUUACACGUUUUUAUAGAUAACGAUACUACUAAAGAUUACGAUACUAUGGAAUUAUUGACAUUGUCACAACGUAACUGUAGUAAAGCACAGGAACAAAUCGAUGCGUUUAAUGUUGCAUUAAAUGCUUGGAAUAAUCAAACCGUUCAAGAAGCUAUGGCACUCGUAGAUAAAACUGUAGAUGAUUUAACAUUUACAGAAUGGAUGCAAAGAUACACUUUAUUAUUAUAUAUGAUUGAUAGCGCUAAUAAUAAGUGAUAUUAUUAUAUUAUUUAUAAAUCUAUAAUGCUAUAAAACUGCCCUUUUUUAAUUUUAUUAUUAAUUAUAUUACU
Vespa crabro (European hornet) is the source of this 2205-nucleotide messenger RNA. RefSeq lists its product as uncharacterized. Bases 281 to 2131 code for a protein of 616 amino acids. The record is from RefSeq and is a predicted model, not a curated record. NCBI's taxonomy places the organism in Eukaryota, Metazoa, Arthropoda, Insecta, Hymenoptera, Vespidae. The transcript is spliced from 9 exons.